This is a messenger RNA of Rosa chinensis, 1152 nucleotides long. RefSeq names its product probable pyridoxal 5'-phosphate synthase subunit PDX2. NCBI's taxonomy places the organism in Eukaryota, Viridiplantae, Streptophyta, Magnoliopsida, Rosales, Rosaceae. The transcript is spliced from 7 exons. Gene Ontology annotation, cellular component: cytosol; glutaminase complex. Bases 111 to 866 code for a protein of 251 amino acids. Gene Ontology annotation, molecular function: glutaminase activity. Gene Ontology annotation, biological process: pyridoxine metabolic process; pyridoxal 5'-phosphate biosynthetic process. The record is from RefSeq and is a predicted model, not a curated record.
UAGCGAACACUUUUGGAGAAAAAGUGGAACCACUCACCAAACAAGAGGCCCGGUGCGUUUCAUCGCUCUACGACUUCUCUAGUCUCCUUGAAGCUUUGCCUCCGACCAAUAUGGCCCUCGUCGGCGUGCUUGCUUUACAGGGCUCUUACAACGAACACAUAGCAGUGCUGAGAAGGCUGGGAGUGAAGGGCGUGGAGAUAAAGAAACCAGAGCAGCUCGAAAACGUGGCCUCACUCAUAAUCCCUGGAGGAGAGAGCACCACCAUGGCAAAGCUCGCCGAGUACCACAACCUGUUUCCUGCUUUGCGUGAGUUUGUUAAGAUGGGGAAGCCUGUUUGGGGAACCUGUGCUGGACUUAUAUUCUUAGCAGACAGAGCUACAGGACAGAAAAUAGGAGGACAGGAACUUGUUGGAGGCCUAGAUUGCAUGGUUCACAGAAAUUUCUUUGGCAGUCAGCUUCAGAGUUUUGAGACAGAACUUUCAGUACCAGAGCUUGCUUCGAAGGAAGGUGGUCCUGAAGUAUUUCGUGGAGUUUUCAUCCGUGCUCCUGCAAUCCUUGAGGUAGGACCACAAGUUGAAGUCCUGGCUGAUUAUCCUGUCCCAGCUAAUAAGUGGAAGGAUUCAAAUCCUGGUGUUGAAGGCCAUGAGGAAAAUUCUGGGUCUGAGAAGAAAGUGAUUGUAGCAGUUAGACAAGGGAAUUUGCUAGCGACUGCCUUCCACCCUGAACUGACAGCAGAUACUCGAUGGCAUAGUUACUUCUUGAAGAUGGCAACUGAAACUGAAGGAGCCUCAAGUAGCGUUGUUGCUGUUGGUGCAGAUCUAGAUUUAAACCAACCAACAAAGAUUGACCUCCCAGUAUUUUUAUAGUGGCAGUGAUAUUAAUGAUAAAGUUUAUUUCCUGGAUUUUUGAAGUUACACACUCUUUUCAGUCUGUUUUAAUUUUUUAAUUUUUUUUAUUUACAAAUUGAUGUAUGAUAUCCGUUUAAGGUCGUUGAUUGUGACCCAUUAUUUUUCAGGUGAUUUCUGUGGCUGGUUUAGUUUUAGGGCAGGAAACCAAUUCUGCAUUUCAAUUUUCUGAUGUAUAUAAAUCACAAAGCAGAAAAGAAGCUUAGAAUACUUGUUAUUCCUUGAAAUAAAUCUUGAGAAUGGUGAA